AUGGGUCCUUCUUGUAGACGACGAAGAAAGCCCAAAGCAGGGUCAAGAAAAUCCACGGCGUUUAAAUCUUCGCCGCCGUCCAAGGCGGCGGCCUCUCAGGAUUCGGUGAAGAAGAACGGCGGCGGCGAUCAUGAAGGGGACAUAGGAGCGGCGGAUGACGUGUGCUCGACGCCGAAAGCGGAGAGGUUUCGGAUUCCGGCGAUGGAGACGUGCCCUCCGGCGCCGAAGAAGAGGAGGGUGAUGACGACGAAUUGGUCGUCGCCGUCGUUGCGGAGGAGUAGUAGUAGUAGUACUCCGCCCCCCAUCGCGUUCUUUGCUCCGCCGGAUAUUGAGCUCUUCUUUUACUUUGCGCUUCGCGGCGGCGUUUCAGUUUGA
This is a messenger RNA of Ipomoea nil (Japanese morning glory), 375 nucleotides long. RefSeq lists its product as uncharacterized. Bases 1 to 375 code for a protein of 124 amino acids. Gene Ontology annotation, biological process: regulation of DNA endoreduplication. The record is from RefSeq and is a predicted model, not a curated record. The transcript has a single exon. Lineage: Eukaryota; Viridiplantae; Streptophyta; Magnoliopsida; Solanales; Convolvulaceae.